AUGUCUGCCUUCACCAGCAAAUUCGCCGAUGAGUUGAUCGCUAACGCCGCCUACAUCGGCACACCCGGAAAAGGUAUUCUCGCCGCCGAUGAAUCCACCGGAACCAUCGGAAAGCGUCUUGCGAGCAUCAACGUCGAGAACAACGAGACCAACAGACGUAACCUCCGUGAGCUUCUCUUCACCGCCCCCGGUGCUCUCCCCUGCCUCAGCGGUGUCAUCCUCUUCGAAGAGACUCUUUACCAAAAGAGCUCCGAUGGCAAGCUUUUCGUUGACAUCUUGAAGGAAGGAGGUGUUCUUCCAGGAAUCAAAGUUGACAAGGGUACCGUCGAGCUAGCCGGAACCAACGGCGAGACCACCACUCAGGGUCUUGACGGUCUCGGUGAGCGAUGCAAGAAGUACUACGAAGCCGGUGCACGUUUCGCCAAGUGGCGUGCGGUCCUCAAGAUCGGCGAGAACGAGCCAUCAGAGCACUCCAUCCACGAGAACGCCUACGGAUUAGCCAGAUACGCCGUCAUCUGCCAAGAGAACGGUCUUGUGCCCAUCGUCGAGCCAGAGAUCCUUGUCGACGGAUCCCAUGACAUCCACAAGUGUGCCGCCGUCACUGAGAAGGUCCUUGCAGCUUGCUACAAGGCCCUCAGCGACCACCACGUCUUGCUCGAGGGAACUCUCUUGAAGCCUAACAUGGUCACUCCUGGAUCUGACAGUGCCAAGGUUACCCCAGAGGUCAUCGCUGAGCACACCGUCCGUGCCCUCCAGAGGACCGUCCCAGCCGCUGUUCCAGCCGUCGUGUUCUUGUCCGGUGGACAGAGCGAGGAGGAAGCGACCAAGAACUUGAACGCGAUGAACCAGUUGAAGACGAAGAAGCCAUGGUCAUUGUCUUUCUCGUUCGGACGUGCGUUGCAACAGAGCACUUUGAAGACAUGGGCAGGCAAAGAGGAGAACGUGAAGGCCGCUCAAGAGGCGUUGUACGUGAGGUGCAAGGCUAACUCUGAAGCCACUCUUGGAACCUACAAGGGUGAUGCCAAGCUCGGUGAUGGAGCCGCAGAGAGCCUUCACGUGAAGGAUUACAAGUACUGA
Messenger RNA from Microthlaspi erraticum, 1077 nucleotides. NCBI's taxonomy places the organism in Eukaryota, Viridiplantae, Streptophyta, Magnoliopsida, Brassicales, Brassicaceae. The record is from the annotation of a GenBank genome assembly.